This is a messenger RNA of Peniophora sp. CBMAI 1063, 1041 nucleotides long. NCBI's taxonomy places the organism in Eukaryota, Fungi, Basidiomycota, Agaricomycetes, Russulales, Peniophoraceae. The record is from the annotation of a GenBank genome assembly.
AUGCCCACAGUCGAUCCGACGUACCCUCUUUACCCCGCCGCUUCAUUCAUGGCCGCUAUGAUGUUGCUCCUGGUGCUCUUUUUGACCCUCAUUCACAAGAGCUGGAACCUGGGUGUGUUGUUCUUGAACUUCUGGCUCUUGUCGGAGAACUUAGUGCGAGGAGCCAACGCGAUUGUGUGGUCUGACAACGCCGAAAUCAAGAACUUCAUAUACUGCGACAUCGCUUCACGUGUACAGCUCAUCACCUACAUCGUGAAACCUAUGGCCACCUUGAUCAUAACUCGCCGAUUAUACUUAGUCGCAAAUCUUCGAUCAGCGAGCAUGUCGGACACAUCAGCUAGACGCAAAGAACUCAUCAUAGAAUGGACGUUGGGCCUUGGCAUACCCUUGUUAGUCGCUGGGCCCUUCUACUACAUCGUUCAAGGAGCUCGAUUCUCCGUGUAUGAGGGGUUCGGAUGCCAAACCGCGCCGGAUGGCUCGACUCUUCACGUUUUACUCUUUCACUCGUGGGCGGUCUUUACCCCGCUGCUGUCAAUCACACUUUAUUGCCCCAGGAUAAUCUGGGUAUUCUACCAUCACUGGCAGUCGCUGCGCCAUCUUCCGCAGACCUACAACAAACCCGUAUCGCGCAUCGACUACGUCCGCAUCUUCGCCAUAGCGAGUGUCGACGCCUUGUUCACAUUGCCCAUCGGGAUUGUGAACGUCACGCUGCUCGUGCAACAAUCGCUGAAUCAGUUCGGUCAUUACUACUUGUACACGGGGUGGAAGGCCUUGCACGGCGAUUGGACGCCACAGGCGAUCUCAUAUGCCGACUUGGCGAGGAAGGGGACGACCGAGGUUGUGGAAGUCUACUUCACUCAUUGGACCUCGCCCAUCCUCGCCUUUGUCGCCUUUGGGCUCUUCGGAUUCACGAAGGAGGCACGAGAAGCGUACUGGGGCGCUUUCCGCACUCUUGGCAGCUGGGCGGGCAACAAGCCGGUUGCACCCUCGUGCGGGUCUUGCUCAUCUCUGGACGCAACGGAGUUCGGCGAGCGCGCGUAG